AUGUCUGCUGCACAGAUUAUCGUGGACUGCCGUGGGCAUUUGCUGGGUCGCCUGGCAUCCGUGUUGGCGAAGGAGCUGCUGAACGGCCAGAAGGUUGUGUGCGUCCGCUCGGAAGACAUCAACAUCUCGGGCUCCCUGUACCGCAACAAGCUGAAGUAUGCGGCCUUCAAGAGGAAGCACAUGAACUCCAACCCGCGACAGGGACCUUUCCACUUCCGAGCACCCUCCAAGAUCCUUUGGCGCACCAUCCGCGGCAUGGUGCCCCACAAGACCGCUCGCGGAGCAGCCGCGCUGGACAGGCUGAAGACCUUCGAGGGCAUCCCGCACCCCUAUGACCGCAAGAAGCGAAUGGUCGUCCCCAGCUGCCUGAAGGUCCUCCGCCUGCGCCCGGAGCGCCGCUUCUGCCGCCUCGGGGACCUCUCCAAGGAGGUGGGCUGGAAGCACGGAGCACUGAUCGAGCGCCUCGAGUCGCAGCGAAAGGUCAAGAGCGAAGCCUUCCACAAGAAGAAGACGGCCACCCUCAGGGCCAAGAACGAGGCCAAGAAGGCAGUGAAGCUCUCUGCCGAUGAGAUGAAGGCGCUCGAGGAUGCAGGCUAUGCAUGA
Molecule: messenger RNA, 603 nt
Organism: Symbiodinium pilosum
Lineage: Eukaryota; Dinophyceae; Suessiales; Symbiodiniaceae
Source: the annotation of a GenBank genome assembly